GAAGGAAAGAAUUUGAUGAAGAAGAUCAAAAUAAGGUCUUCUUCAUCAAAUUUCUGAAUCUCAUUCCUUAUGUUUUGUUUCAAUCCCAAUCUAACCCAGAUUUGUUGUCUGUUUUGUUUUGUCUUCAAACAGGAAAAGAGGGCAAGAUUUUUCUAAUGUUGUGGAUUUGUUCCUAAAAUUAAAAUAAAGUGUUUUUAAGAAAAUUGAAUGGAUAUGGGUGGUUGCAUCUAGACUUUUAUUUAUCCCAGUGAAAAGAUUCUUUUUGGUGGAUAAAAUUUUCCAGGUGUCAGAAAUACCUCCAUAUCAGAUCUCAGUAACCCCACCACCAUUAUUUCAUUUCAUCUGUUUCUGGGUUUUCAUCCACUAAAUCUCUUUCUCAUUACACCACAAUUGUUUAGUUGUCUGUACGGCUGAGUUGUUUUUCUUAAUAAAAAGAAAGGAAUAAGUUUUCCUUUUUCUCUUUAGGGGUUGUUUGCAACAAAAGAAAAAUUCUUUUCUUCUCCUAAUUUACUAAUAACUUUUAUUCUGAUUAGUCAUUAACAAAGGGUGGCCCACUUUUGGGGUUUGGUGGGCUCUGAUAUUAACCAAUAAAAACCCUUUCUUUUUGUGAUUUGUUUUUUGGACGAUUUGUUUAUGAAUGGAAGGAAGACGAGAGGAGAGGACAGACAAUUGGGUUCUACCAUUGAUUUCUUUUGCCUUAUUUCAUUGAAUUUGGACUCACAGACAAUAAUUUCACCUUUCUUUCUUUUCUUUUUUCAUUUUGUAUUUUUCUUGGAAUGCUACUACUUUACUUCUUCCUUACUUGUUUUCCCAUCAUCUUCCUGUUUAAGUUGAAGAAAUCACUUCCACCAUGGGAUACUGAGGUGAAAUUAUUGUCUCUCUGGUUUGGGAAAGACGUUUCCUUUUCUUCCGUUACCAAGUUUAUCAAAACUAGUUCUAGUCUUUGUUAUUUCACCUCCAAAAUGUCUCUCAAAAAGAUGUCUCUCACUUCAAAAGUUGACAACUUUGAGGAGGAAGUUGUUGAAGAAGGAGCUGCCAUGUCAAUUUUGGACUUACCAGAAUUGGUCCUGGAAAGCAUUCUCGAAAGACUACCACCUGCUAGUCUUUGUAGCAUGGCUGGUGUUUGCAGCUCUUUAAGAAGUAGGUGUAUCACUGAUCAUUUCUGGGAAAAACAUAUGAAAAACAAGUGGGGUAGAAUUAUUGGUCCUGUUGCUUAUAGAGAGUGGCAAUGGCUUAUUGCUUUAAGAAAGGAUUCAAGUCAUUUGAAACAAUGGAGACCAAAAGGUUUGAUGAGGAUUUUCUCCAUUGUUAGGCCAUCUUGGUGGAUUAAACCAAAGGUUGAUGAUUGUAGUAAGCAGAGUUCUUUGCCACGUGAGUCAAUCAUGUCUUGGUUUCUUGCUCUGGAAACUGGUAGAUUCUGCUUCCCUGCUCAGGUCUAUAACCGUGAGAUUCCUUGGCAGAAUGGCCAUGUUGGUUUUAUGCUAUCAUGCUAUGAUGCAGAGCUGUGUUAUGAUCAACGUACUGACACAUUCCAAGCAAGGUACCCUCCUCAUGGAAGGAGGGCAGUAGCCAUAGAGAAUAACGUGCCGUGGGAACGGAUAAGAGCACCGCCCGUUGACACUUCACCACAUGAUCUUCAUAUUUCUGAUUGUCUGAAUGAGCUACGCCCAGGUGAUCACAUUGAGAUUCAAUGGAGAAGAAACAAAGAAUUCCCUUAUGGUUGGUGGUAUGGUGUAGUUGGUCACUUGGCAUCAUGUGAUGGGAACGAAAAUUACUGCCGUUGUCAUAAUAGUGAUACGGUUGUGUUAGAGUUCAACCAGUAUGCCCUGGGCUCAAGGUGGCGACACACGACGAUCGACCGGAAAGAACAUCGGGAGGAGGGAAACGAGGGAGAUGGAUUUUAUGGUGGAAUCCGAAAACUUGGCAGCGUCGAGGAGAUAUCGACAUGGAAGCGGCUGUGGCCAGCUGAAAUCCUGGAAUAGCCAUUUCCCUCCUCAUGCAUGUCUAUAAAAAUGGUGGUACUGAAAGUGGAGGGGAGCAUUGUUCUAAAAUCCGUCUUGGCAUAUCCCACGAUUAUGUAAAGCUUGUGUUGAUUUAUUGAUGGGGGUAGAGAAGAACCACUUUGUGAAACAUGGAAUAUUUAUAUGCUGUAGACCUCAGACGAUGUAGGUUGUCCUUCCUUUUCCACCCUCCAAAUUUUGUUUCAACCCUUCUUCUUCUAUGAUUAUUUGUUGAUAUUGCAUUUGACAAUCAUGAGAAGUAAAUCUUCUUUUAUUCUAA
Messenger RNA from Gossypium raimondii (Peruvian cotton), 2280 nucleotides. Its product is annotated as F-box protein At2g26850. Gene Ontology annotation, molecular function: protein binding. The record is from RefSeq and is a predicted model, not a curated record. Bases 777 to 1982 code for a protein of 401 amino acids. NCBI's taxonomy places the organism in Eukaryota, Viridiplantae, Streptophyta, Magnoliopsida, Malvales, Malvaceae. The transcript is spliced from 5 exons.